Messenger RNA from Salvelinus fontinalis (brook trout), 3866 nucleotides. RefSeq names its product dual specificity protein phosphatase 3-like. Gene Ontology annotation, biological process: negative regulation of MAPK cascade; protein dephosphorylation. Gene Ontology annotation, molecular function: protein tyrosine/serine/threonine phosphatase activity; MAP kinase phosphatase activity. The record is from RefSeq and is a predicted model, not a curated record. The coding region runs from base 213 to 869 and encodes 218 amino acids. Lineage: Eukaryota; Metazoa; Chordata; Actinopteri; Salmoniformes; Salmonidae. Gene Ontology annotation, cellular component: cytoplasm. The transcript has 3 exons.
UCGUCAGCCAAUUCCUGUCUGGAGUGUCUGACCGCCGGUGGGCGAGUGGGGUGUGUCUGCAAGCGGAGAGAGCGUGUGAUUCAGACUCCUUGUACACAACACGACUCGAGUGAGAAUAAAAUGCUGCAAAAUCUGAAAUUGACACGACUCAGAGUCUAGCAGUAAUCUGACACUUGUUUGUUCGCCAGUUCGGAGAGAGACUGCCUGGAACCAUGAAGAAAUCGAGCCCGGCAAAGCAACAACCACCACCACCACCUCCGGCUGAAGUCACCGUGCCAGAUAACGAGGUUACUGUGCAACAACUGAACGAGCUUUUGUCAAACAGCAGCGGAUUUUACAGUUUACCAACACAGCAUUUCAACGAGGUCUUCCCUAGGAUAUACGUUGGUAACGCGUUUGUGGGCCAGAAUCUGAUGCGUCUGCAGAAGCUGGGCGUGACCCACAUCCUGAACGCGGCGGAGGGCAACUCCUUCAUGCACGUCAACACCAACGCAGAGUUCUAUGCUGGCUCGGGCAUCACCUACCACGGCAUCCAGGCCAACGACAAGCCUCAGUUCAACCUCAGUACAUUUUUUGAGGAGGGGGCGGACUUCAUUGAGAAGGCUCUGGCACACAACAAUGGCAAAGGGAAGGUGUACGUCCACUGCCGAGAGGGCUACAGCCGCUCGCCCACCAUUGUCAUCGCUUACCUCAUGCUGCGCCACAAACUGGACGCCCGGGUGGCGGUUGCCACGGUGAGGCUGAAGAGAGAGAUCGGCCCCAAUGACGGCUUUCUGCGCCAGCUGUGCCAACUCAACGAGAAGCUGGCAAAAGAGGGCAAGUUGAAUGGGGUGAUGCCAGUUGUGGCUGCCAGGUUAAAGACAAAGUAAGAGAGGGAGAGAGACCCAACCCCUCCUAUUCUACCUUCCAUAGGAGACAACCUGACUCAAUCCAUCCUGACCGGCAAACGUCUCACACACAUGCACACACACAUAUAUGUAACAUACAUGCAUACACUGUACAUACAUUGUGACAGUCACACAAUAACUCUCUCUCACACACACAAACUCUCUUCUAUCUGUCAUGCUGCCGUCCUCUUUCUCACCUUCUCUCUGUCUCUCGCUCUCUGUCUCUCGCUCUGCUGUUGUCCUUGGGUACAUUUGUCUAAACCUCAGCCUGUUCCGAUAGUGGGGGAAGUAUGUUGGGGGCAUGCAGGCAUCCUUCUAACCCUGGCUCAGUGCUUUACAGUUACUCUGUCACCCAUCUUCUCUCUGUAGAUUCCAUAAGCAUACGGCCCACAGCUGGCACACACAGCCCCAAAGUUCCCUGAGUGUGAUGUUUUGACUUGACCAAUGAAGCAUUCCCUAGACCAUAGGUUUAAAACACUGAACAUUUCUUUCUGUGUUCAACUUUUGGAGCUCUGAGGUCGGAAGAGUUGUACAAAUAAUAUAUUAUAGCACAAUCAUUAAACAGAAUCCCACUGCCGGGACUGUCAGACUACAAUGAUGUCAUGACACCAAAAAAAUGAUCUCUGACCAGUCUGGAAUGUUUUGGGACAUUUUGGUUUAGACUACAUUUUGGUUUAGACUAUUCCUGAUUGGGUGUGACAAUGAAGCACCCUGACAUCACACAAGGAAGUGACAUGGGUAGUGUUGGGUGGGCUAAUUUGGUGUAUAAAAAAUAAAAAAAACAUUCCAUAGAGACUGGCUCCCCAAGAUGUCAUACACACACACACACCCAUCAUGUCUAAGUAGAAGCAAGCAGCAGCACAAUUUCUUUUUUGUGCAUUUACAGGGAUGGAUCCUAUUUACAAAGGAAAAUGCACUUACCAUGCCAGACAGGUACCCACUGCCAAUUCCAAAGUGCACAUCCGUCGUUGUGUACAUCCCAUAGAUAUACAGCUCAACUGUCAAUCAAUGCCACAAUUGGCCCUUAUAUGUCCACUGCCUUGAACCAAUAUGUGCAUACUAAUGUUAUGCCAAUUUGGAGGUGAAAUCCCAAGGCUUUUCUGUUUGUCUGUAUUAGUACAUUGCGGUAUACUGUAUGUCUCAAUGCCCUGCCAUCCUAUUGAAGUAUAUAUUUAAGCAAUAAGGCACGAGGGGGUGUGGUAUAUGGCCAAUAUACCACGGCUACUGGCUGUUCUUUCGCACGAUGCAACCCAGAGUGCCUGGAUAAAGCCCUUAGCCGUGGUAUAUUAGCCAUAUACCACAAACCCCCUAGGUGCUUUAUUGCUAUUAUAUACUGGUUACAAACACAAUUAGAUCAGUCAAAAUAAAUGUGGUAUACGGUCUAAUAUACCACGUAUUUCAGCCAAUCAGCAUUCAGGGAUCGAACCACCCAGUUUAUAAUAUAUGAUCAGAACCAAGAGCGAAACGUCUCAGAAAUGAUUAUAACCAGUGUUGCAUAUGAAUUGAGAUGAAUUGUGGUAGGCUCCACAGCUUUCUGAAACAAUUUCUGUCUUUAAACGACAUUAGAAUCAAUGGAAAGACCAAAGGCUCCAGGCAAGCUCACAAGACAACUAACCAUUAGGGGGGGUUUACCCCUCAAAUGUCCCUGUUGCAUCCGGAGUUGUCUUUGACUUAACUUCAUGGUCAAGUGUAAUAGACAGUCACUGGAUCCAGCCCCACUAACAGGGACAGCGAGUCCUAACGACCCAUCACUCCAUUUUGGAAACGAUGUACUGAAGAGUGGUCUAGCACAGCCACGGUUAGUUCACCCGGUUCUUCCCAUGUGUCAAAUCAGAUAGCGCUCAGUCGCUCACCAUAGAGGCCUAAGGGCUUAUUGGUGCAUCCAUGGGUGGAAUGAAUAGAAGUGGAAAUAGUUAUCGCUCUGUCUGAGAAAAUGAACUCUGAAAACUAGGUUACGUUAUGUCAUACGGCACCAUCUAUUCCUCAUUUGAUAUAUCUAUAUACAUAGAAAUAUUAUACAUGUAUAUACAUAUUUAAGCAUUGACAUAUAUGAAUGUAGAGCAAUGUGUCUAUAAUGUGUAAGUAUCGUUAGUACAUGUGUAUAUCACUCUGGCACUUAUACUGUAGUUCUUAUGUCAACAUUAGAUCACUCAGUCCUCUACUAACUCUUCUACAUUCCUCCUAUAUUCCAAUAUCUGUAUUUAAAGAUGCCUUCAUGCUUUUUCCUCUGCGUUCUGUUGAGGAUAUACAUGGAGAUCAAUGGCGGGAUUGUAGAUCUAUUUUUAUUAGAAUCUAUUGAUUCUGUGACUCAUGCUGAUGACUGACGGGAUGUUCUCUCUAACUCGGAUGCUCUAUGCUCUGACCCCAAGUCACUUCAUAACGCCUUCUAUCAUUGACAAGUCAAGGAGGAGGCUGGUGGGAGGAGCACUAUGAGCAUGGGCUCAUUGUAAUGGCUGGAAUGGAAUGGUAUCAAACAUAUGGAGGUCCGUUGGUUCCAUUCCAGCCAUUACAAUGAGCCCGUCCUCUUAUAGCACCAGCCUCCUCUGUCACACUACUAUUUAUAAGCACCAUCACGCAAACUACACAAAAUUGGAUUUGUUUUCCUAAUUAAUCCAUUUUAAAAACAAAACGAUAUUCCGGAAAGAUCUCUCUAACAUUCCUGUAUGAUCUGGAGACCAACCUAACCUACUGUAGUUACUGAGUACCUUUGUGCCGUCAACUCAAACGUAUUUCAUAGAUUUCCUGUGCCAAGCAGCCUACAGUAGCUGUUUUAUGACUGGCUUUGUUUUCUCUGUCGUGUUCUAUCAGGCCAAUAUACCAUGAGGCUGGUUUCCUACUGACCAACAAUAGACAACAAGACACUGUUGGAGACAUUGAGAUAUCUUUUGUGGGGGGGGGGUGUCAUUCAAAUCUUAUUGAUUACAAAGGAAAGGUUCAGUUAUUUAACCCCUUUGGAGAAUUUCGGUUUAUUGUUCUAAG